AGUACGCGUAAACGGAUGUUCCAGGAAAUACUCUGCGAAGCUUCACAUCUUCAUCCUCACAACACCUCCCCUACUCUAUAAAAUUCAAGGUCUUUAUCAACCAAUUCACAAUUCAACAAUUUCCCAAAUCUUCCAAAUUCCAGUCAAACAAUCUUCUUCGUCCAACUUCCAAUUUCAACAACUCUCAAGAUCCCCCACAAGCACGUCAGCUACGGCCUCCGAUCGUCGAGCGGAAACCCCAGGGGACCAUCAAUUUCGGUGACAAGUUUUCGGUUCCGGUUCCAGAGCCCCAGAAGAAAGUCCACGAGCCCGUGAUGGCAAACCGGACCGGACAUCCCGGUGGUGGGUACCCGCCACCGCAGCAAGUUGUGCAGCCGCAGAAGCCUAAGAGGGGUGGAGGAGGGCGGCAGCAAGUUGUGCAGAGGCAGCAAGUUGUGCAGCGGCAGCAAGUUGUGCAGCGGCAGCAAGUUGUGCAGCGGCAGCAAGUUGUGCAGGCAGCAAGUUGUUGCAGCGGCAGCAAGUUGCGCAGCGGCAGCAAGUUGUGCAGCGGCAGCAAGUUGUGCAGCGGCAGCAAGUUGUGCAGCGGCAGCAAGUUGUGCAGAGGCAGCAAGUUGUGCAGAGGCAGCAAGUUGUGCAGCGGCAGCAAGUUGUGCAGAGGCAGCAAGUUGUGCAGAGGCAGCAAGUUGUGCAGCGGCAGCAAGUUGUGCAGCGGCAGCAAGUUGUGCAGCGGCAGCAAGUUGUGCCGCGGCAGCAAGUUGUGCAAGUUUUGCAGCUGCAGCAAGUUGUGCAAGUUGUGCAGGCGCAGAAGCCUAAGAGGGGCGGAUGAGGGAACAUGGCGCUGGGUGUGGGAGCUGGGUUGCUGGGUGGAUUCUUGAUCGGGGAGAUGAGUGGGAAUGUGGAUCCGCCGCAGCAAGUUGUGCAGAAUCUCAUGGCGCAGGGUGUAGAUGCUGGGUUCCUGAUCGGGAAUAUGUUUGGAUCGGGGUGAUGACUUUGUUGUUUGAGUUUUUUCAAUAAUCAUCAGUGGAUUUUGUGCCUUUC
Molecule: messenger RNA, 1038 nt
Organism: Malus domestica (apple)
Lineage: Eukaryota; Viridiplantae; Streptophyta; Magnoliopsida; Rosales; Rosaceae
Source: RefSeq, a predicted model, not a curated record